Messenger RNA from Papaver somniferum (opium poppy), 1448 nucleotides. RefSeq names its product equilibrative nucleotide transporter 3-like. Bases 46 to 1290 code for a protein of 414 amino acids. Lineage: Eukaryota; Viridiplantae; Streptophyta; Magnoliopsida; Ranunculales; Papaveraceae. Gene Ontology annotation, biological process: nucleoside transmembrane transport. The record is from RefSeq and is a predicted model, not a curated record. The transcript has 9 exons. Gene Ontology annotation, molecular function: nucleoside transmembrane transporter activity. Gene Ontology annotation, cellular component: plasma membrane.
ACUUUUUGCAUUAUUGGAAGGAAUUGAUAAAGGGGGAGAAAUCUAAUGGCAGUCCAUGGUGCAAAUGAAGAGGGAAAGCUUACAGCCACGGUAGUAUGUUGGCUUCUAGGAAAUGGAUGCCUUUUCUCAUGGAAUAGUAUGUUAUCAAUUGUUGAUUACUAUGAAAACUUGUUCCCGAAAUACCAUCCAGCAAGGGUUCUUCCCAUAGUCUAUCAACCUUUCGCAGUUGGAAUAUUGGUUAGUUUAACACACAACGAAGCAAAAAUAAAUACAAGAAAAAGGAACUUACUUGGUUAUACCAUUUUCUUCAUAAGCGCCUUACUGGUUCUUGUUUUGGACUUGGCUACAUCUGGAAAAGGAGGGAUUGGAACAUACGUUGGUCUAUGUAUAAUCAGCGGUGUAUUUGGAGUUGGUGAAGCCUGCGUUCAAGGUGGAAUGAUUGGAGAUCUGUCCUUGAUGUGCCCCGAGUUCAUUCAAUCUUACUUGGCUGGUUUGGCUGCUUCUGGUGCUCUAACUUCUGCCUUGAGGUUGAUCACAAAAGCAGCCUUUGGAAAUUCAAGAAACGGCCUGCGUAAUGGAGCUAUGAUGUACUUUGCUAUCUCCAUGUUAUUUGAGCUGCUAUGUCUGAUUCUCUAUGCGCAUGUCUUCCCCAAAUUGCCUAUUGUAAAGUACUACCGUUCAAAAGCAGCCUCAGAAGGAUCUAAAACUGUUUCUGCUGAUCUUGCGGCUGGUGGAAUACGAGUACUAACAGACGGACAAGCUGCAGAAAAGAUGCCCGAGUAUAUGGAGCGCCUAAACAACAAACAGUUGAUUGUUCAAAACAUGGACUAUGCAGCUACAAUAUUUCUCAUAUUUGUUUUGACAUUUUCGAUUUUUCCUGGGUUUUUAACCGAAGAUACUAAAAAGCACAGCUUGGGGAGUUGGCACGCGCUUGUUAUGAUUGCCAUGUUUAAUGUCUGGAAUCUGAUUGGAAGAUAUAUUCCUCUUAUUGAUUCCUUGAAGUUAAAAUCACGUCGAUGGCUUCUGAUUGUGUCUCUUGCUCGUUUCUUACUGAUCCCAUGUUUUUACUUCACGGCUAAGUAUGGAGAUGAGGGUUGGAUGAUCAUGUUGACUUCCUUAUUGGGAUUAAGUCAAGGAUAUCUCCCUGUUUGUGUUCUAACUGAGGCGCCAAAAAACUAUAAGGGACCGGAGAAAAACGCACUGGGAAACUUGCUUGUAUUGUUUCUGGGCGGAGGGGUACUUGCAGGGGUAACACUAGACUUGUUAUGGCUUAUUGGUAAAGGCUGGUAAGCUCCUCUGUAAUAAUACUUGGAACCGUUCUUUGGGAUAGAAACUUCCAGUGUUACAGAUAGAUUCGAUCCAUAAUAAGGUUGCAAAAUUGGUUCUUCAAGAUUCAGCUAUCGCAUAUGUUUGAUGUUACAAGUAAAGGUUCUGUUUUUAGCGACUGA